This is a messenger RNA of Ochotona curzoniae (black-lipped pika), 3684 nucleotides long. It is a transcript of the gene JAG2, whose product is annotated as jagged canonical Notch ligand 2. NCBI's taxonomy places the organism in Eukaryota, Metazoa, Chordata, Mammalia, Lagomorpha, Ochotonidae. Gene Ontology annotation, biological process: heterophilic cell-cell adhesion; multicellular organism development; Notch signaling pathway. Gene Ontology annotation, molecular function: Notch binding; calcium ion binding. Bases 1 to 3684 code for a protein of 1227 amino acids. The record is from RefSeq and is a predicted model, not a curated record. The transcript has 26 exons. Gene Ontology annotation, cellular component: plasma membrane; protein-containing complex.
AUGCGGGCGCGGGGACGCGGGCGACUGCCCCGGCGGCUGCUGCUGCUGCUGCUGCUGCUGGCGGCGCUCUGGAUGCAGGCGGCGCAGCCCAUGGGCUAUUUCGAGCUGCAGCUGAGCGCGCUGCGGAACGCGAACGGGGAGCUGCUGAGCGGCGCCUGCUGUGACGGCGACGGCCGGACGACGCGCGCGGGGGGCUGUGGUCGCGACGAGUGCGACACGUACGUGCGCGUGUGCCUGAAGGAGUAUCAGGCCAAAGUGACGCCCACGGGGCCCUGCAGCUACGGCCACGGCGCCACGCCCGUGUUGGGCGGCAACUCCUUCUACCUGCCGCCGGCGGGCGCUGCGGGGGACCGAGUGCGGGGGCGGGCCCGGGCAGACGGCGACCAGCACCCGGGCCUUGUCGUCAUCCCUUUCCAGUUCGCGUGGCCGCGUUCCUUCACCCUCAUUGUAGAAGCCUGGGACUGGGACAACGAGACCACCCCUGACGAGACGCGCCUCAUUGAGCGGGUGUCCCACGCGGGGAUGAUCAACCCUGAGGACCGCUGGAAGAGCCUGCACUUCAGCGGCCACGUGGCGCAGCUAGAGCUGAGGAUUCGCGUGCGCUGUGGUGAGAACUAUUACAGCGCCACCUGCAACAAGUUCUGCCGGCCUCGCAAUGACUUCUUUGGCCACUACACCUGCGACCAGUAUGGCCACAAGGCCUGCAUGGAUGGCUGGAUGGGCCAGGAGUGCGGGCAAGCCGUGUGUAAACAAGGCUGUAACUUGCUCCACGGGGGAUGCACCGAGCCUGGGGAGUGCAGGUGCAACUACGGCUGGCAGGGACGGUUCUGUGAUGAAUGUGUCCCCUACCCCGGGUGUGUGCAUGGCAGCUGCGUGGAGCCGUGGCAGUGCAACUGCGAGACCAACUGGGGUGGCCUGCUCUGCGACAAAGACCUGAACUACUGUGGCAGCCAUCGCCCCUGCACCAAUGGGGGAACCUGCAUCAACGUGGAGCCCGACCAGUACCACUGCGCCUGCCCCGAGGGCUACUCGGGCAAAAACUGCGAGCGGGCGGAGCACGCCUGUGCCUCCAACCCGUGUGCCAAUGGGGGUUCCUGUCAUGAGGUGCCAUCUGGCUUUGAGUGCCACUGCCCGUCGGGUUGGAGCGGGCCUACCUGUGCCUUGGACAUCGACGAGUGUGCCUCGAACCCCUGUGCAGCGGGCGGCACCUGUGUGGACCGUGUGAACGGCUUUGAGUGCAUCUGCCCUGAGCAGUGGGUGGGGGCCACCUGCCAACUGGACGCCAAUGAGUGUGAGGGGAAGCCUUGCCUUAACGCUUUGUCUUGCAAAAACCUGAUUGGCGGCUAUUACUGCAAUUGCAGCCCGGGCUGGAAGGGCGCCAACUGCCACAUCUAUAUCAGUGACUGCCGUGGCCAGUGCCAGCACGGUGGAACCUGCAAGGACCUGGCAGACGGCUACCAGUGUGUAUGUCCACGCGGCUUCGGGGGCCAGCACUGUGAGCUGCGACAGGACGCCUGUGCUGGCAACCCCUGCCAGGGCGAUGGCCUCUGUGAGGACCUACCGGAUGGCGGCUUCCGCUGCCACUGCCCCUCUGGCCUCUCGGGGCUCCUCUGUGAGGUGGCCGUGGACUUCUGCGAGCCCAGCCCCUGCCACAACGGCGCUCGCUGCUACAGCCUGGACGGUGACUACUACUGUGCUUGCCCCGAAGACUAUGGCGGCAAGAACUGCUCGGUGCCCAGGGAACCGUGCCCUGGCGGGGCCUGCAGAGUGGUGGACGGCUGCGGCCUCCAGGCCGGGGUGCCGUCCGGCGUGUGCGGCCCCCACGGGCACUGCAUUAGCCAGCCUGGGGGUGGCUUCUCCUGUGCCUGCGACAGUGGCUUCACGGGCAUCUACUGCCACGAGAACAUCGACGACUGCCAGGGACAGCCCUGCCGCAACGGGGGCACAUGCAUCGACGAGGUGGACUCCUUUCGCUGCUUCUGCCCCAGCGGCUGGGAAGGCGAGCUCUGCGACACCAAUCCCAACGACUGCCUCCCGGACCCGUGCCACAACCGCGGGCGCUGCCACGACUUGGUCAAUGACUUCUACUGCGCGUGCGACGACGGCUGGAAGGGCAAGACCUGCCACUCACGUGAGUUCCAGUGUGACGCCUACACCUGCAGCAAUGGUGGCACCUGCUACGACAGCGGUGAUACCUUUAGCUGCGCCUGCCCACCGGGCUGGAAAGGCAGCACCUGCAACAUCGCCAGGAAUAGCAGCUGCCUCCCCAAUCCCUGUGUAAAUGGGGGCACAUGCGUGGGCAGCGGGGAUUCCUUCUCCUGCAUCUGCCGAGACGGCUGGGAAGGUCGCACCUGCACACACAACACCAAUGACUGCAACCCCUUGCCAUGCUACAACGGUGGUAUCUGUGUGGACGGCGUCAACUGGUUCCGCUGUGAGUGUGCACCUGGCUUCGCGGGGCCUGACUGCCGUAUCAACAUUGAUGAGUGCCAGUCCUCACCCUGCGCCUACGGGGCCACUUGUGUGGACGAGAUCAAUGGGUACCGCUGUAGCUGCCCGCCGGGCCGGGCUGGCGCCCGGUGCCAGGAAGUCAUCGGGUUUGGGAGAUCCUGCUGGUCCCGGGGUGCCCCACUCCCCCACGGCAGCGCCUGGUUGGAAGACUGCAAUAGCUGUCACUGCCUGGAUGGCCGCCGGGACUGCAGCAAGGUGUGGUGCGGGUGGAAGCCAUGCCUCCUGACAGCUGAGCCGAAUGCACCGGGCACCCAGUGCCCACCGGGACAGCAGUGUCGGGAGAAGGCCCCAGGGCAGUGCCUGCAGCCGCCCUGCGCUGCCUGGGGUGAGUGUGGACCUGAGGAGCUGGCCCUACCUAGCACGCCUUGCCUGCCCCGCUCCGGCCAUCUAGACAACAACUGUGCCCGCCUCACCUUACGCUUCAACCGCGAACAGGUGCCUCAGGGCACCACUGUGGGCACCAUCUGCUCUGGCAUCCGCUCCCUGCCGGCUACAAGGGCAGUGGCCCGGGACCGCCUGCUGGUGCUGCUGUGUGACCGGUCCUCCUCAGGGCCCAGCGCGGUGGAAGUGGCCGUGUCCUUCAGCCCUGCGAGGGACCUGCCCGACAGCACCCUGAUCCAGAGCGCAGCCCAUGCCAUCGUAGCAGCCGUCACGCAGCGUGGCAACAGCUCAGUGCUGCUGGCGGUCGCCGAGGUCAAGGUGGAAACCGUCGUCGUGGGCGGCCCCAGCACAGGCCUGCUGCUGCCCCUGCUGUGCGGCGCCUUCAGCCUGCUGUGGCUGGCCUGCGUGAUCGUGUGCGUGUGGUGGAUGCGGAAGCGCAGGAAAGAGCGGGAGCGGAGCCGGCUGCCGCGGGAUGAGAGCGCCAACAACCAGUGGGCGCCGCUCAACCCCCUCAACCCCAUCCGCAACCCCAUCGCGCGGCCCGGCGCGGCCAAGGACGCGCUCUGCCCGCGCACGAACUUCGCGCCGCCGCCACGCGGAGCAGCCGAGGCCCUGCCCGGCCCGGUGGACGAGGAGGACGCGGAGGACCCCCUGGAGGUAGAGAGGUUCCUCCCGCGCACCAAAGACCCCGGCGGCUCCCCGGGCCGGCCGGUGCGCUGGGUGCCGGGCCCCAAGGUGGACAACCGGGCGCUCAGCAGUGCCCGCGAGGCCCUGUAUGUGGGCAAAGAGUAG